UUCACCCGACUCUAGGGGUCUGUGUGGUGACUCCCCACCUCUUGCCCCCACCACGCUCCUCCUCUCAGAACGAAUCCUCUCAGAAGAAAUCAACUGCAACAACUCACAAACAAACCCACACACAGUCAUAGACACAACCCCUCACUGACACACAGUGACACAGACACACACAUGCACACACACAAGAUAUACAGAGACCCACCCACAUCCACACAACUCACACACACUCGCAAAGACACACCCAUUCACACAGAUUCACACACGCACACACUUACACACAUCAGUUCAGCAUUUCAACGUGCAGACACGCGAAAAGGCGGGAAUCCAAGCCCGGGUCCCCCGGUUUACUGUAGUCGGACCGCUUGCGUCUGACUCGCCCCGGAGGACCGACGCCAGGGGGCGCGCUGGGCCGACUCGGCCGCUCUGUCCCCCACCCCGCACUCUCCCUUCCAGUCACGGCCCACAGCCAGCGGGGAAGGCGGAAGCCGAGGCGUCCCGGCGGGCAAUCAGUCUCCGGGCGGCCUGCGGACGUUGCGGCGCGGCCUUGGGGCCGGAAGGCUGGCGCCUGGGGCGGCCUGGCCUCGGAGCGAGGUGUCGGUCCUCUCCUGGCGCUUUGGCUGAGCGGAGUCACCAGGUUCGCCUUGUUCGGCGGCCCAGCACACUUGAGCGGUGAGUCGGCCUCGGUCGCCUCCUGCCCGCAGCGCAGGCCUCUUCCAGCAGAGCACUUGGUAAUUAAAUUACAAUGAGUCUGCUAAACUGUGAAAACAGCUGUGGAUCUGGCCAGUCUGAAAGUGACUGCUGUGCGGCCAUGGCCAGCUCAUGCAGUGCUGCAGCCAAAGAUGACAGUGUGAGUGGGACUGCCAGCACGGGGAACCUUUCUGGCUCGUUUGUGGAAGACAUCCAGGGAUAUGAUGUGGAGUUCGACCCACCCCUGGAAAGCAAGUAUGAAUGCCCCAUCUGCUUAAUGGCGUUACGGGAAGCAGUGCAGACCCCAUGCGGCCAUAGGUUCUGCAAAGCCUGCAUCAUCAAAUCAAUAAGGGAUGCAGGCCACAAAUGUCCAGUUGACAAUGAAAUACUAUUGGAAAAUCAGCUAUUUCCUGACAAUUUUGCAAAGCGAGAGAUUCUUUCUCUGACAGUGAAGUGUCCAAAUGAAGGUUGUUUGCACAAGAUGGAACUGAGGCAUCUUGAGGAUCAUCAAGCACAUUGUGGGUUUGCUCUUGUGAAUUGUCCUCAGUGCCAACGUCCUUUCCAGAAAUGCCAAAUUAAUACUCACAUCCUCAAGGAUUGUCCAAGGAGACAAGUUUCUUGUAUAAACUGUGCGGUAUCCAUGGCAUUUGAAGAUAAAGAGAUCCAUGACCAGAACUGUCCUUUGGCAAAUGUCAUUUGUGAAUACUGCAAUACCAUGCUCAUCAGAGAACAGAUGCCUAAUCAUUAUGAUCUAGACUGCCCUACCGCUCCAAUUCCAUGUACAUUCAGUACUUUUGGCUGCCAUGAAAAGAUGCAGAGGAAUCACUUGGCACGCCACCUACAAGAGAAAACCCAGUUGCACAUGAGAAUGUUGGCCCAGGCUGUUCAUAGUUUGAACCUUGCUUUAACUCCCAUACCUCCACGUGAUGUGCCUCAGUACGAUGUUCCUUCUCAGCCCCGGGUUCCCUCCGGGUAUCCAGAGGGCCACAACUUCCAGGAAACUAUUCAGCAGUUAGAGGGUCGCCUUGUAAGACAAGACCAUCAAAUUAGGGAGCUGACUGCAAAAAUGGAAACUCAGAGCAUGUACGUAAGUGAGCUCAAAAGAACUAUUCGAACCCUUGAGGACAAAGUUGCUGAAAUUGAAGCACAGCAGUGUAAUGGAAUUUACAUCUGGAAGAUCGGCAACUUUGGGAUGCAUUUAAAAUCUCAAGAAGAGGAGAAACCUGUUGUUAUUCACAGCCCUGGAUUCUACACGGGCAAACCCGGAUACAAACUCUGCAUGCGCUUGCACCUUCAGUUACCAACUGCUCAGCGCUGUGCAAACUAUAUAUCCCUCUUUGUGCAUACAAUGCAAGGAGAGUAUGACAGCCACCUUCCUUGGCCCUUCCAGGGUACAAUACGCCUUACAAUUCUUGAUCAGUCUGAAGCACCCAUAAGGCAAAACCAUGAAGAGAUAAUGGAUGCCAAACCAGAGUUACUUGCCUUCCAGCGGCCCACAAUUCCACGGAACCCAAAAGGUUUUGGCUAUGUAACUUUUAUGCACCUUGAAGCCUUACGACAAAGAACCUUUAUAAAGGAUGAUACGUUAUUAGUGCGCUGUGAAGUCUCUACCCGCUUUGACAUGGGUAGCCUUCGGAGGGAGGGUUUUCAGCCUCGAAGUACUGAUGCAGGGGUAUAGCAACUUCUCAUUUGUUCAGAACAACUGUCUGAAGAAAACAGUGCCUUUCCUUGCUCUGUUCUCAAACAUGUCAAGCAGAAAAAAAGGGGUGGGGGGGGAGGCAGUGGGAAAGAUGGAAUGCCCACCAGUGAAUGUUGUUAGAAAGGUCACUUACCACUUCUGAUACAAGUGUCUGAGGCAGUUUUUCCUCGGGAAUCUACGCUUUGAAAUAGAUUCCAUCCGAAGUGCCUGUGGCAUGUGGCCGCAGCUGUUCCAUCAGUCAGUAUACCUCUCUUGUACUUUCAUGGGCUUUUUCUCCAGUAUGUUUCAUGUCAAAAAGUCCACAGACUGCUGAAACUCAAAUCUUUAGUAACAAUGGACUUUCCUUAAAACUGCAGCUUAUUUUUAUAGCGUUAUAUGUAAUAUAUUAAACAUGAGAAUCACUACUGCCUUGUGCUAGUGCCAGCGAGAAGGGUAACUGCUCUGGAGAGUUGAGUUCUCGUUUUAAUUGACCUCCUAUAGAUUUCAGAGGAUUUGAACCAAAAUCCUUGGAAAGCUUAAGUUCUCAUUUUCCCCCAUCCGAGGUGUCAACUAAGGAUAUUCAGGGACUAGUUUAAAACCCUAAAUACAACCUUACUUAUUUAGUGUAACAUGUUGUCUGUCACUUGUUUAAGUGGUCUAUUCUGCCUUAUGUUUCCUUGAGACCACAAAGUAGCAUUUCUGUAGGGUUUGUAACGUUGGGAACCAGCAAAUAUGAGCUGCUCAGGUUGUGUUCCUUGAACCCUUGGUCUGUUUAGUGCAGAGUGAAUUCCACAGCCUUGUACGUGUCUUCUGUUUUUACACGCAGUCACCAACAUAAAAAUGAAGUGAUUCAGCAUUGCUGGUGACAGAAGCUAGAUGCACAGAAAUUUUUCUGCUGUUUUGAAUACUCUCUGGUUUAGUUCAAUAGACCGAAAUAAAUUGAUUUCCUGAAAAGAUAAUUUCCUAAAACUUUCCAUCUUUGGAGGUGCCUGAGGGGUCACUAAACUGAGAUUGGAAGACAUGGUGGUCGUCUCACAGCCUUGCCUGAGUAGGUCCUCUAUCCAGCAGGUCGCAGGAGGGGCCUGUGUAAUAUACUGAAGUAGCCAGAUGUUCCUAACAUGGAUAGGUGGGUUUUCUGCCACUGUGUAUUUGUUGAAGGCCUGUAGAUGUAAAAUGUGCUGGUAUCUAGUUCUCAGAGCCCCACAGCUAGGCACUUAAAAAGAAUUUAAGAGGUUCCAUCCACGAUGCUGUCUACAUAAGGUUUUCAAAAGCUGUGUGGUCAUGAGAGAUGGUAUGGUACCUCCAGAGAGGCCAGCUCAGCCCCUGACCGGUGUUUAAGGGGAAGCCAAGAGUGCUUGUUUGUGGAGAAGAGUCUGGUUUGAGUUCCGGCAGCCCUGGCAGGUCUCGCCUUGGCCUUUCCCUUUCCUUUCCUCUCUCCCCUCCCUACCCACCCCACCUUUCGCUUCCCUAUCUGGUGAGUUUGUUACACAGUGACAGUAAGGUUGCUCACAGGCUGUGUGCCCUGCGCUGCGCUCAGCAUCACCACAAGGCUCACCUCUGGUUACGUGUGUCUAUGCCCCCUGACCGGUUCUGGAGAAUCAUGGCAGCACCUCCCUCACCACAGCGAAACCUGCACAGCUGCAUUCCUGUGGUGGUUUUUCAAUGAAUAAAUAAUUACCAAGUUCCACUGAAAAAGUAAAUGGUAGUUUUUAUUUGUAUACAAAAAUCCUGAAGGAAAUAUACUAAACUAUUUUUGAUUCCUAAUUUUCUUUGUGCAUUCUUAUUUUUAAAAAAAUAUUUUCUACAAUAAAUGUAUCCUUUUAUCAAAAAGAAUUAACUGUUGCCAUAAAAUAUUCUUAAACCCCUCCCCCCAGUGAAAAGGAAAUGGUAUUUAAAAGUUUCCUGGUCAAAUAUCUAUUAAAAGCAUGUCUGUGUAUCAGGUA
Messenger RNA from Oryctolagus cuniculus (rabbit), 4308 nucleotides. Lineage: Eukaryota; Metazoa; Chordata; Mammalia; Lagomorpha; Leporidae. The record is from RefSeq and is a predicted model, not a curated record.